Epinephelus fuscoguttatus (brown-marbled grouper) is the source of this 1188-nucleotide messenger RNA. Its product is annotated as serine/arginine-rich splicing factor 10-like. Lineage: Eukaryota; Metazoa; Chordata; Actinopteri; Perciformes; Serranidae. Gene Ontology annotation, molecular function: RNA binding. The record is from RefSeq and is a predicted model, not a curated record. The transcript has 6 exons. Bases 13 to 825 code for a protein of 270 amino acids.
UUGUGAGUGCGCAUGCGCUACAAAUAUUUGCGCUGCAGAGCAGGUCUUUCUUCCUCACCCCCCCAAAAAACAUUUCAUCUGCUGGUUGAGUGUAAGUUUAUGGCCAGAUACAUGAGGCCCCCAAACACGUCUUUGUUCGUCAGAAACAUCUCCGAUGAAUCCAGGCCUGAGGAUUUGCGGCGUGAGUUUGGCCGCUAUGGGCCGAUAGUAGAUGUCUACAUCCCACUUGACUUCUAUACACGCCAAUCAAGAGGAUUUGCAUACAUUCAGUUUGAGGAUGUGCGUGAUGCAGAGGAUGCUCUUCACAGCCUGGACAGGAAGUGGGUUUGCGGUCGGCAAAUUGAAAUCCAGUUUGCCCAGGGUGACCGAAAGACACCAAAUCAGAUGAAGUCAAAGGAAAGGCGUUCUCCAGGCAGAUCCUCUCGAUAUGAUGACUAUGAUCGAGACAGCCGGCGCAGACGUUCACGCAGCCGCAGCUACGAGCGAUACAGAUCACGCAGUCCUUCUUAUGAUCGGCAUCGCAGGCGAUCUGAUAGCCCUAGAGACUCUGGGCGGAUGUAUGGAAGAGGAAGAAGCAGGAGCCGUGAGGGUGACAGAUACAGGCAGAGGCCCCGGAGAGAGUCUCGAGGGAGAUCGCGCUCACGAUCCAAAUCCGCAUCUCCACGAGAGAGUGUCAACCCAGCGUCGACCUCCCACUACACUGAAGAAGAAGUGCGACGUACACACUCCCCAUCCCGCUCCAGGUCCAGGUCCGCAUCAAGAUCACGCUCUCGUUCGCGUUCUCGGUCCCGAUCCUGGGCUGGGCGCAAGUCAGGAGGACGCUAGAUGAGUACCUGCUCCCCGCUCCUAUCCGUCAUUAUGUCAGAUGCACCAGAGUUGGUUCAUUUGUUAAGAAAUGUUUGUUUUGACAUGAAUGUAACGUCCACUGAACCAUUUGUAGAAAGCUUGUUUUUGCGGCUCCAUUUUAAGAACAAUGCUCGUACUUUGCUCGGUUUUAUAAAACUGUAUUGGUGAGAUUCCCUGAUAGAAAUAUGAAACAGCGGUUUCUGUGUUCAGUGGUAGUCGGCCAGGAAUAAUUGUCUUUUUUAUAUGCGGUUACUGAUGAUUUUGUUUUCUAAACCCUAUGCACCCAUUUUUGCAAAAAAAAAAAAAAAAGAGAGAACAUUCAGUAUUUUAAAAUGAAUCCAG